Messenger RNA from Diospyros lotus (date-plum), 3719 nucleotides. RefSeq names its product leucine-rich repeat receptor-like tyrosine-protein kinase PXC3. The coding region runs from base 538 to 3213 and encodes 891 amino acids. The transcript is spliced from 2 exons. NCBI's taxonomy places the organism in Eukaryota, Viridiplantae, Streptophyta, Magnoliopsida, Ericales, Ebenaceae. Gene Ontology annotation, biological process: protein phosphorylation; hormone-mediated signaling pathway. Gene Ontology annotation, molecular function: ATP binding; protein kinase activity; protein binding. The record is from RefSeq and is a predicted model, not a curated record. Gene Ontology annotation, cellular component: plasma membrane.
GGUUUCAUUGACUCCACUGCUCAUUUCUCGUGACCAACCUUUUCCCUCUUCUCUCUCUCUCUCUCAGAACUCUUCUUUCUCUCUCUCUGGGACAAGGAAAUCACCUGGCUCGUGGAGUCAGUAAACUCUAUAACUGUUGGUCUUCUUCAACUCAUUCUCAAUUGCAGAAAAGCUUUCAUUUUUUUCUGAUAUGAAGAUUGGUGUUUCUUUGCAACGGACUUUCUAUGGUGUAUAAAUAUUGUCCCUUUAGCCCUUUCCUUCGUUCGAAAUCCUCUUUGGCUCGGAAACCUGUUUUCCCCUUCUGGGUUUUUGAGUUUUUGAUCCAUUAGCCUGGAUUAUGCACCUCUCCAAAAUCAGGGCUUCGGUUGAGUUCUUAUUUCUUCAAAAUCAAGACCCAGAAAAUGGGGCGCUUUUGCUUUCUGGGUUGUGAAGUCCAGGGUUUUCCCAGAAUCUGUGGCUACCCAUCAUAAAUUUUCCACUAGAAGCUGUUUAUUUCCAGGAAAGAAUAAAAGAGAGAAAGAAAGAGGCAUCUUUAAAAUGGCGUGUCUUUGCCUAUUUUCUUUCUUGCUACUUGGGAUUUUCUCAAGGUCUCAACUCGGCCACGCUCAGCUUCUCCAUGAAGAAACCACAUUGACAUUGCUGGCCAUUGGCACAGAACUUGGCCUAAAUUGGAGGACUCUGAACAGCUCAGAUUUCUGUUCUUGGCCCGGCAUUGUCUGCAACUCCAGCAAGUCCAUGGUGGAAAAGCUCGAUCUUUCUCACCGAGGCCUGCAAGGUAAUCUCACCCUAAUCUCUGAGCUCAAAGCAUUGAAGUGGCUCGACCUUUCAUACAACAAUUUCCAUGGCCCGAUUCCUCCCGCUUUGGGGAACUUAUCCGAGCUCCAGUUUCUUGAUUUAUCUUCAAAUAAGUUUAGAGGAUCAAUUCCUGUGGAUUUGGGUAGACUGGUUAAUCUUAGAUCGUUGAAUUUAUCCAAUAAUUUUCUCGAGGGAAGUGUACCUGAUGAACUUGAAGGGUUGGUGAAGUUGCAGGACUUUCAGAUUUUUACGAAUAAAUUGAAUGGUUCUAUCCCAAUUUGGGUGGGGAAUUUGAGUAAUCUGAGGGUGUUUACAGCCUAUGAGAAUGAAUUAGGAGGGAGGAUUCCGGAUAAUCUGGGGUCGAAUUCUGGGCUUCAGGUGUUGAACCUGCACUCGAACCUGCUCCAAGGGAUCAUUCCGAAGAGCAUUUUUGCCAUGGGGAAGCUGCAGACUUUGAUUCUGACUCAGAAUGCAUUGACUGGUAAUCUGCCUGAUGCAGUUGGGAACUGCAAGGCCCUUUCGAGUAUUAGAAUCGGGAAUAACAGGAUCAUAGGAAGCAUCCCCAAGUCGAUUGGAAACAUUAGCAGCCUUACAUAUUUUGAAGCUGACAACAACAAUCUCUCGGGAGAGAUUGUGCUCGAGUUUGCUCAAUGCUCCAAUCUCACUCUCUUAAAUUUGGCCUCCAAUGGUUUCUCCGGGACAAUUCCUCCCGAGCUUGGGCAGCUCACAAAUCUACAGGAACUGAUUGUUUCCGGUAACAGUCUGUUUGGAGAGAUUCCAGCGUCAAUUCGAAGCUGCAAGAAUCUGAACAAGCUCGAUUUAACUGAGAACAAAUUUAAUGGUACCAUUCCUGUAGAUAUAUGCAAUGCCACCAGAUUGCAGUACCUUCUACUUGGUCAGAAUUCGAUUAGAGGAGAAAUACCCCGCGAGAUUGGAAACUGCGUGAAAUUGCUUGAAUUGCAAAUGGGUAGUAACUAUCUGACCGGAAGUAUCCCCCCUGAGAUUGGUCAUAUCAGGAAUUUGCAGAUAGCGUUAAAUGUGAGCUUCAAUCAUCUCCAUGGACCGUUGCCUGCUGAAUUGGGUAGGCUUGACAAGCUGGUUUCUUUGGAUGUCUCCAAUAAUCAACUCUCCGGGAACAUCCCAUCUACACUCAAAGGCAUGCUCAGCUUGAUAGAUGUUAAUUUCUCAAAUAAUCAGUUUGUGGGUUCCAUUCCAACCUUCGUGCCAUUCCAGAAGAGCCCAAAUUCAAGCUUCUUUGGGAAUAACGGGCUCUGUGGACCACCGCUCAGUUCUUUGUGUGGUAACUCCAAUAGUUCAGACAACCAGAGUUACCAUCAUAAGGUUUCUUACAAGAUCAUAUUAGCUGUUCUUGGUUCCGGGUUGGCUGUUUUUGUAUCAGUGACAAUUAUUGUUCUGCUCUUCAUGAUGAGGGAAAGACAAGAAAAGGCUAGCAAAACUGCGGGAACUGCUGAUGACGCAAGUAAUAACCGGCCAUCAGCAAUAACAGCUAACAUCUUUGUUGACAAUCUCAGACAAGCAAUAGAUUUUGAUGCUGUUAUCAAAGCAACUCUCAAGGAUUCAAAUAAGCUGAGCAGCGGAACCUUCAGCACCGUCUACAAGGCAAUUAUGCCUUCUGGUAUGCUCUUAUCAGUGAAGAAAUUGAAAUCCGUGGACAGAACAAUAGUUCAUCACCAGAACAAAAUGAUCAGAGAGCUCGAAAGGCUGAGCAGACUCUGUCACGAUAAUCUAAUGAGACCCGUUGGAUAUGUAAUAUACGAAGAUGUUGCCCUUUUGUUGCAUCACUACUUGCCCAAUGGAACAUUGGCUCAGUUCCUUCACGAUUCUAGCAAGCUCCCGGAAUACAACCCCGACUGGCCAACAAGACUUGCAAUCGCCAUUGGAGUGGCAGAAGGAUUGGCGUUCCUUCAUCAUGUUGCCAUUAUACACCUUGAUAUCUCUUCGGGCAAUAUCCUGCUAGAUGCCGGUUACAAAGCGGUUGUCGGGGAAGUUGAGAUAUCAAAGCUCUUGGAUCCAUCUCGAGGCACUGCUAGUAUCAGUGCCGUUGCCGGUUCAUUUGGUUAUAUUCCACCAGAAUACGCGUACACAAUGCAAGUUACUGCACCGGGGAAUGUCUACAGCUAUGGCGUUGUUUUGCUUGAGAUUCUUACAACCAGGCUACCGGUUGAUGAGGCCUUUGGCGAAGGGAUCGAUUUGGUGAAAUGGGUUCACAGUGCACCGGCAAGAGGUGAAACCCCAGAGCAGAUACUCGAUGCAAAGCUUAGCACAGUCUCCUUUACCUGUAGAAAAGAAAUGCUUGCAGCUCUAAAGGUGGCUCUACUCUGUACUGACAGCACCCCAGCUAAGCGUCCCAAAAUGAAGAAGGUUGUGGAAAUGCUUCAAGAAAUCACACAAAACUAAGUACGACUUGUUCCAGCAACAGCAAUCCUCGAGCGAUAUGAAGCACCAGUUGUGAGGGAUAUGGCGCGUAUAUUAUGCAAAGUUCAACGAUGAAUUUGGUAAGCUCUUAUUUGCAGAUUGGGGGAGGGGGGCUUUCUUGCCUUAACCAUUGCCGCAUAUGUAUCGUAUAGGAUUGAUAGAAAAUGGCAUCGUGCAUGUAAUAUUUUUCAGAACUGGAGAAAGCAAUAGAUGGGGAGUUCAUUGGAGAAAGAGUCCUCCCUUCCCUUGAUUUCACUGCCAGCCCUUCAAUUUUACAAAACUGAAGUUUUGUGCCUUUGUAGAUUUGUAUUCUCGUCUAAAUAUAGCACACUAGUUGCGACAGCUGCCCUCCCACCUGUAUACCUCGUAACAUUUCCCCAUCUUUUCGUGAAAGCAGGUCACAAUUCCGAGCUGUGAAAACAGCAUCUCUUUUUUCUUUUUGUGCAUCUAAAUGAAUGAUCUUAUCUGACUCUUGUAAAAUAGGGAGA